GCGCCCGUCACGGCUAACAGACCGUGGAGCCGAGCGCAGUCUUCGUCUGUCCAGCGGCCGCAUCACGUACAGGUUCACGGACUCCUGCCUGGGCUAUCGAAACAAAGGAACCCUCACCUUAAGGCGCAGUAUUAUUUUCAUUUAACUGUUAUCCAUGAGAUUCUUCAGGCUUACCUUCAAGUGCUUCGUCGACUGCUUUUGAAUUUCCUCAGUCAACGCUGAUCUGACCGCGGGGCUUUGUAAAAAAAAAUCCAUCUCUUGGCAGAGCCGAGGGGUUCCAAGGUGUGAUAAUUAUAAAAAAAACUGCAUUUUUUUAUUUGAAGAAGGUAAAAUAUCAAACUCAGAAAAGCAGAAGCGCAACCGGAGCACCGAAUCGCUGCUAUUGUGGCCGUGUCCGUCUCUGCCUCGGAGCCGUCCGGGUGCACAUCUAUAAACUUCAGCAGCCCCUGGCUAGCUUAAAACGACCAUUCAGAUUCUUAUUGUGUUGUUGUUUUAUUUUUGAAUACGAUUUUUUCGCCGCUGCCCAACAAUAUGUCCCCCGAGUUGGAAGAAAACAGCCAAGAUGAAAUCAGUCUCCCCCAGCUGGAGUCAGGGACCCUGUCAGAGGAGGAAGGUGGAGGGUCAGCUCGCCCCCUGGUGCCCGUGCCCGGCGCUGGCCCAGGGUGUGGAGAGUGCAUAGGAGCUGGCCCGCCGCAGACCCCGGACGGGGCUGCAGCUGGGACUGGAAACGGGGCCUUGGCGGUGCCAGCGGUGGAGAGGGAAACCUGGACCAGACAGAUGGACUUCAUCAUGUCCUGCGUGGGCUUUGCUGUUGGCCUGGGCAACGUGUGGCGGUUCCCUUAUCUCUGCUACAAGAAUGGAGGAGGGGUUUUCCUGAUCCCCUACUUGCUCAUUGUGUUCAUCGGGGGAAUACCAGUCUUCUUCCUGGAGAUUGCACUGGGACAGUUCAUGAAACAGGGCGGUGUCUCCGCCUGGAACAUUGCACCCCUCUUUAAAGGUCUGGGCUUGGCCUCAAUGGUGAUAGUAUUUUUCUGUAACACCUACUACAUCAUGAUUUUGGUGUGGGGCCUCUACUUUCUCUUCUACUCCUUCACCAACCAGUUGCCCUGGGCCACAUGUGGACAUCCCUGGAACACCCCUAACUGCACUGAGGACUUCCGCCGCGCUUGCCACAACCGCAGUGCAGCCCAGGCAGCCCUGCCAUCUCCUGCUGCCACCCCCUCCAACCUCCUCACUUCCAGCCCCCCGCUGAAUAUGUCCGUCCUCUUGAAUGGCAGCUGCAUGGAGGCUGAGGGCAUGCGCUCACCAGUCAUUGAGUUCUGGGAACAUAAAGUGCUCCGUCUGUCCGGCGGACUGCAUGAGCCUGGUAACAUCAGCUAUGAGUUGGUGCUGUGCCUCAUAGUCACCUGGGUCAUUGUUUACUUCUGCAUGUGGAAAGGCGUUAAAUCUACUGGCAAGGUUGUAUACUUCACAGCUUUAUUCCCUUACCUGGUCCUGGUCAUUCUUCUGGCCCAUGGCGUGACACUACCUGGAGCUUUAGAUGGGAUUGUUUACUACCUGAAACCAGACUGGUCCAAACUUGGAGAAGCGCAGGUGUGGAUUGAUGCUGGCACACAGAUUUUCUUCUCCUAUGCCAUCGGGCUGGGCGCCCUGACUGCUCUGGGCAGUUACAACUGCUUCCAUAACAACUGUUACCAGGACGCAUUCAUGCUGGCCCUCAUCAACAGUGGAACCAGCUUCUUUGCAGGCUUCGUGGUGUUUUCUGUGCUGGGUUUCAUGGCUGCUGAGCAAGGGGUGGACAUCAGUAAAGUAGCAGAGAGUGGUCCUGGCCUCGCGUUCAUAGCCUACCCUAAGGCUGUGACUCUGAUGCCUCUGGCUCCACUCUGGGCAGCCCUUUUCUUCUUCAUGUUGCUCAUUCUGGGCCUGGACAGCCAGUUUGUAGGAGUCGAGGGUUUGAUAACAGGAAUCAUGGACAUGCUGCCCCCUAAAUCAGUCCUGGGUUCACUGCGGCGUGAGGUGGUAGCGGCCAUUUGCUGCGUCAUCUGCUUCCUCAUCGACAUGUCCAUGGUCACAGAGGGGGGGAUGUAUGUCUUCCAGCUAUUUGACUACUACUCUGCCAGUGGCAUCACCCUGCUGUGGCAAGCCUUCUGGGAAUGUGUGGUGAUUGCCUGGGUCUAUGGUGCAGACCGUUUCAUGGAUGACGUGGCUCGCAUGAUCGGCUACCAGCCCCUGCCCUACAUGAAGUGGUGCUGGUCCUACAUCACACCUUUAGUCUGUGUGGGAGUGUUCCUCUUCCACGUGGUCAACUACAAACCCCUGACCUACAACACCGUGUACACCUACCCCUUGUGGGGCGAAGCGCUUGGCUGGGCUUUGGCUCUGUCAUCUAUGCUCUGUAUCCCUGUAACUGUUCUCUACAAGCUUCUGCGCUGCAAAGGAUCUUUGCGGGAGCGGUGGCAACACCUAACCACCCCGGUGUGGGGCAGACAUCAUCUGGAGUACCUGGCCCCGGAGAGUGAGGCCAAGCUGCUGCCCCCUGCAGGAACCAAGAGCACGCUGCUCUUUGAAAGCGUCAUCUAAAGAGCGAUUCCCUCCAGAACACAGAGCCAAGGUCACCCUGACAACAGGACACGCUUACACAAACACACCAAACUACACAGAAUACACGAACAACACACUGGCUUGGUGCAGAUUAGUCACACGCGCCCAGAUGCAACACUAUGGAAAAGCCCCAGACCAGCGGACCAAAGAUUAGAUGGGAAAAGUGAAACCAAGUUGCGCCCACGCGGUCGUCCCUCUGCUCCGCUUUCUGACUCUACCUCGCUGACGCUCCCGCUCUCUCUGCUCUCUGCCUCUGUGCUGUUCUGUCCCGUCUUGUUCUGUGAGUGUGAUGUGUCCGUCGCAGUAGCAGUAUCUUUCCCUCCCUCGCUUCCUUGUCUGGGUUCCUAUAGCCUCACUCGUCCCAGCAUCUCACCGCGUAGUCGCGUUCUAAUUAAGGUGAAGCGAGAAGAUUCUGAAACCGUCCCACAUCUGCUGCUAGUUCGCCAUGGUCCUGUCAUGUGUGGGGGAUCCGUGUAUGCCUGUGCAUAUGUUUUUAAUUGUGAUCAUGUAUCAUGUGUUUGCGAGGAGGAUUAUGUGCUGGGCCAUGGCUGCGGUGUCUUUAUUUACAUUGUAACAUUGUUUUGAUUUCUGCAAACUAUAUUCUUUUAAUUACGUGUAAAGAAUAACUUCCAUUUGUAAAAAAAAACCUCUUAAUCAACCAGACAAUGCAUCAUUACUUCCAACUGUGUGUUAUGAACUAACUAUGUAUCCAGUGUAUUGUAGGGUCUGUGAAUCAGUGUUAAUAUUUUGGGGGGUGAUGAUCAGUAUUUCCACUGAAACUUUGGAUUGAAUCGUGCAAGUGGCAGGAGAAGGAGUUGUUGGGAGGGGAAAGAGGCUCAAUGCUCUGACAGGGAAGAAGCAAUAAAUGAAAGUAAAAAUGGA
Betta splendens (Siamese fighting fish) is the source of this 3483-nucleotide messenger RNA. Its product is annotated as sodium- and chloride-dependent creatine transporter 1. The record is from RefSeq and is a predicted model, not a curated record. Lineage: Eukaryota; Metazoa; Chordata; Actinopteri; Anabantiformes; Osphronemidae. Gene Ontology annotation, biological process: sodium ion transmembrane transport. The coding region runs from base 532 to 2580 and encodes 682 amino acids. Gene Ontology annotation, cellular component: membrane. The transcript is spliced from 14 exons.